AAUGGGACACAGGGCCAACAUUCCCAUUUCCUGCUCUGGUUUUGGGGGAAAAAGGAAUCCCCAGAGAUGCUUCCAUGGUCACCCCAUGAUUAUCCCAGAAAUCUGGCUCAGUAACUCAUUCCCUUGAUCCAUGGAARCUCAGGAUUCCACAGGUGUUUUCACUGCUGCUGGAAUCCUGGCUCUUCCCACGAUAUGCUGGGAUUUUGGGAUGCUCCAUCCCAUCCUGCUGGAAAGAGCUCUCCAGGACGAGGCUGGAGGCGCUGGAAGCCUGGCAGGAGCUCUCAGAGAGGGAAUUUUGUGGGAUGCAGGGAUCGCUCCRGAGUCAUGGGAACAGCGGCGGAGGACACAGAGUGGCUGCGCCGGGUGACGAAACAAUUCAGGAAUAUCGCCGGGAAGGAUGGGGAAAUCAGCUUGGAAGAGUUCAAAUCUGCCCUGCAAGUGAAGGAGUCCUUCUUUGCCGAGAGGUUUUUUGCGCUCUUGGACCCGGCCGGGAGCGGCUCCGUGGGCCGGGAGGAGCUGCUGCGAUCCCUGUGCCGGCUGCUCCGCGGGAACGCCACGGAAAAGCUCCGCUUCCUCUUCCAGGUGUACGACCUGGACGGGAGCGGCUCCAUCGAUGCGGAGGAGCUGCGGGUGGUGCUCCGGGGCUGUCUCCGGGAGAGCUCCCUGGUGCUGCCCGAGGAGCGGCUGGCGGCGCUGAGCCAGGCCCUGCUGCAGGCGGCCGACCGCGACCGCAGCGGCUCCAUCACCUUCCCCGAGCUCCGCCAGCAGCUGGAGGCRUUCCCGGAGCUCCUGGAGAACCUGACCAUCAGCGCCGCGAGCUGGCUGCUGCCCCCUGCUCCCCCUCCAGCGGAGCGACGGCGGCGGCGGCCGCGCUGCUUUUCCCGGGAAUUCUGGCUGCGGGAGCGGKCCCGGCUGGGCUGCCUGGGGGCCUGGGCCGCGCUCAGCGCGCUGCUCGUGUUUCUGGGGGCGCUGCGGUACCGGGAGCGCGGCCCCGCGCUGGCGCUGGCCCGGGGCUGCGGGCUCGGCCUCAACCUCAACUGCGCCCUGCUCGCCGUGAGUGCCGGGAACGGGACGGGACGGGACGGGACGGGAUGGUAUGCUGUCCCCUGUCCCAGCCCCCAGGCGCUGAUGCUGCGGCGCUCCCUGGCCCGGCUCCACUCCCCUAUCCCCAUCUCUGUCCGCAUCCCUGUGUCCCCAUCCCUGUCCCGUCCCCAGGCGCUGAUGCUGCGCCGUUCCCUGGCCCGGCUCCACUCCCCUGUCCCCAUCCCGGUGUCCCCAUCCCUGUCCCGUCCCCAGGCGCUGAUGCUGCGCCGCUCCCUGGCCCGGCUCCGCUCGACGCCGCUGGCGGAGCUGCUCCCUCUGGAGCUCCACGUUCGGGGCCAUCAGCUCGUGGGACACCUGGUGCUGGCGCUGGCGGCCGCGCACUCGGGGGCGCAUCUGGCACACGCCGGUCAGUGCGGGCCGGACACCGGGCGGGGCGCGGGGACGGACGCAGAGAUUCCAGAAUUCCCUUGCACUGCCUUUUCCCACUGGGAUACCCCAACAGCCCCACCACAAAGCACCACUUGGUUCCAGCACUUCCCGUUCCCAUUCCCAUUCCUGUUCCCAUUCCAAUCCCUGUUGUCAUCCCCAUUCCUCUUCCUGUCCCCAUUCCGACCCCCAUUCCCAUUCCUGCUCAUCCAGGUUUUCUACUGGAGCCACCUCUGCUACAUCCCGGUGUGGCUCCUGCUCCUCCUGCACGGCCCYCACUUCUGGAAGUGGUUCCUCAUUCCUGGAUCCCUAUUUUUCCUGGAGAAGGCGCUGGGCUGGGUGUGGCGCCGGGCGGGGGAUCUGCGCAUCCUGGAGGCCAACCUGCUUCCAUCCAAGGUGACACACCUGGUGAUCCAGAGACCGGAAUCCUUCCGCUUCCAGCCGGGAGAUUAYGUCUACCUGAACAUCCCGGCCAUCGCCGCCUGCGAGUGGCACCCGUUCUCCAUCAGCAGCGCUCCCGAGCAGCCAGGAACACUCUGGCUGCACAUCCGGGCUCUGGGCCAAUGGACCACCAAGCUCCACGAGUACUUCCAGCGGCUGGAAUUGCCUGGCCCAGAGCCGGAACCACCGGGGAAGAGCCGCAGCUGGGAUCGGGAAGGCUCCAAGGGGGGAUCCGUGGCCACAGGCAGGGACGGAGCUGUGGAGUUGACGUCGUUCCGAGCCUCAGGAGCUGCUUCCCUGGAAAAGGACCUGGAGCAGGGAAGCCUGGCCGGGCUGGGGGAGACCCAUCGGAGCUGCAGCAUCAAGUGCUACCUGGACGGUCCCUAUGGAACUCCGAGCGGGCGGAUCUUCACGUCGGAGCACGCGGUGCUGAUCGGAGCUGGCAUUGGGAUCACGCCCUUCGCCUCCAUCCUGCAGAGCAUCAUGUUCAGGUACCGCCGGAGGAAGCAGAGCUGCCCCAGCUGUGGCUUCUCCUGGAGCGAGGAACGGCGGGAUGAGGGCAUGACGCUCCGGAAGGUGGAUUUCAUCUGGAUAACACGGGAUCAACAGCACUUCCAGUGGUUCCUCAGCCUCCUGACCAAGCUGGAGACGGAGCAGGCGGAGCUGGAGCCGGGAGGGAAGUUCCUGGAGCUGCACCUGUACAUGACCUCGGCCCUGGGCAAGGGGGACAUGAAGGCCCUGGGGCUGCAGGUGGCCCUGGAUCUGCUGGCGGCCAAGGAAAACCGGGAUUCCAUCACCGGGCUCCGCACCCGCACCCAGCCCGGCCGCCCCGACUGGGCCAAGGUGUUUGGGAAUCUGGCGCAGGAGCAGCACGGGCAGGUCCGGGUGUUCUUCUGCGGCUCCGCGGGGCUGGCCAAGGAAAUCCGGGAACACUGCCGGCACUUCGGAUUCGGCUUCUCCCGGGAAAACUUCUGACCCCCAAUAUCCCCGACAUUCCCACCGCAUCCCGGCCUGGAUCCGCUCUGUCCCGGCUGGGAGUGUGGGAUAGGGUGGGGCCAUGAUCCUGGAACAUCCGUGGCGGGAUUUGGGAUGGAGGAGAUGGGGGUCCUGUGGCACCAAACUCCAUGGAUUUGGAAUGAAGGGGAUGAGGUCCUGGAGGGCUCUGGGAUGGUGGGGAUGGGUCCUGUGGCACCUUCCCGGGAUUUGGGAUGCUUUGGGAUGAUUUGGGAUGCUU
Malurus melanocephalus (red-backed fairy wren) is the source of this 3145-nucleotide messenger RNA. RefSeq names its product NADPH oxidase 5 (gene NOX5). Gene Ontology annotation, cellular component: plasma membrane; NADPH oxidase complex. Bases 193 to 2886 code for a protein of 897 amino acids. The transcript has 15 exons. NCBI's taxonomy places the organism in Eukaryota, Metazoa, Chordata, Aves, Passeriformes, Maluridae. The record is from RefSeq and is a predicted model, not a curated record. Gene Ontology annotation, molecular function: calcium ion binding; superoxide-generating NAD(P)H oxidase activity. Gene Ontology annotation, biological process: defense response; superoxide anion generation.